GCCGGUAAUAAUAACUCUAUAAAAGAAACAUAGAAAACCACAUUUCCAUAAUGUACAAAAGUUUCAAGCAGAAGAGAUACAGAAAGCAGACAUGGAGAGCAAACCAUGUUUCGUCUACUUUUUGUGUCUCAUCAUCAUUUCUUUAUCCACCAAUUUUCCAGAGGUUGUUGAUGGUGCAAGGAGACACAAGCAUGCGCCUACAAAGUUGUUUGUUUUCGGAGAUUCAUAUGUAGACACGGGGAACUGGCCGCGACGUGACUGCAGCUCUUGGAAGGACCCAUAUGGCAUCACCUUCCCCGGCGAACCCACCGGAAGAUUCUCCGACGGUCGUGUUCUCACUGAUUACAUAGCCUCGUAUUUGGGAAUAAGAUCUCCACUGCCAUAUAGAUGGAGGGAAUUUGGUGGGAAAAUAGUAGGAGAUGGUAUGAAUUUUGCUUAUGGAGGGACAGGUGUCUUCAGCACAUUGGUGAGCAAGCCAAACAUGACGACACAAAUAAAUUUCUUCCAACAAAUGGUUGAAGAAAAUGUGUAUACCAAACGAGACCUACGUUCUUCCAUUGCUCUCGUCUCCGUCGCCGGAAAUGACUACGCCACCGUCGCCAAAAACGGAAACAUACAGGAUAUUGAAGCUUUCACAGAGAAGAUCAUUCAACAGCUUACCUUAGACCUUAGACGCCUACAUGGUUUGGGAGUUGGUAAAGUGGGUGUUACGGCGAUCGAACCCUUGGGAUGUUUGCCUCAAUUCACUGCCUCAACCUCGUACCAAAACUGCAGUGAAGUUGAGAAUUCUCUUUCCAGGUUUCACAAUCAAAUGUUGAAACAAAGUAUAGACAAGCUCAACAAUGAAACUGCGGCGGGUCAGCCUUUCGUGGUUCUUGAUCUUUACACCGCUUUCAUGUCAGCUUUGAACAUACACGAAAACCAUCCAGGAAUUUCAAGUUUUGAGAAUCCAUUGACGCCAUGCUGUGUGGGCAAAAGCAAUCAAUUCGGUUGCGGGGGUGUUGACAAGAAUGGAAGGAAAGAUUAUGUGUUGUGUGAUGAUGCAAAGCAGUCUUUCUUCUGGGAUGUCAUUCAUCCUUCCCAACAAGGCUGGUUUAGUGUACACUUAGCUUUGAAAUCUUCUCUCCAUAAACUUAUUGUGUAAACCAUGCAUGCAUGCAUGCAUGACGUCUUAGUUUAAUUUCCUUUCAAAACUAUAUAUAUGCAUGUACUGUUUGUUUGUAUACAAUAUGAAGGACAUUCUUAGGUGGUAAUAUAUA
Messenger RNA from Ipomoea nil (Japanese morning glory), 1259 nucleotides. RefSeq names its product GDSL esterase/lipase At5g03610-like. The coding region runs from base 92 to 1144 and encodes 350 amino acids. The record is from RefSeq and is a predicted model, not a curated record. Gene Ontology annotation, molecular function: hydrolase activity, acting on ester bonds. Lineage: Eukaryota; Viridiplantae; Streptophyta; Magnoliopsida; Solanales; Convolvulaceae. The transcript is spliced from 5 exons.